AUGAAAUAUUUUUUCCAGAUAAGUCAUGCGGCAACUGUUACAGCUCUAAGUGACAAAAUUCAGUUUUCGUCUUUUCUUCGAACAAUUCCAAAUGACCUCUUCCAGUCUAUUGCCAUAGCUCAACUGGUUCUACAUUUUGGCUGGACAUGGGUUGGACUUCUGUCUGAUAGCAGUGACUAUGGUCUCCAAGGUAGCCUUAAAGUAAAAGAAGAACUUAUUAAAACUGGGGCUUGCAUUGCUUUUUCUGAAACAAUACCUGCAUUGCACUCUGAUAUGAAGAUUCAGUACAUAAGUGAAACAAUUAGAAAAUCCUCUGCUAAUGUGAUAGUGGUCUAUUCUGUUGAUGUUGACCUCUACCCUCUCAUGUUAGUGAAUGCACAGAACAACGUGACUGGAAAAGUCUGGGUGGGCACUGAUGGCUGGACACAGUCUUACCUGCUUUCUAAGAGUGACUUUUUGCGAACAUUGCAAGGGACGCUUAGUUUUCUGGUUAGAAAAGGAAACAUAUCAGGAUUCACAGAAUAUAUUUACAGUCUUAAUCCUUAUAGGAAUCCAAAUGAUAUAUUUCUAAAACAAUUUUGGGAACUUGUUUUUAACUGUAAGCUGCAGAUCCUAGAAAACAAUUAUAAGAACAUGACCAAAGAAUCAAAUGUCUGUGUUGGAGAUGAAACACUAGAGGACAUGAAACUGGACAUUUUUAAACUCAAUGAUUUAAGAAAUACAUAUAAUAUUUACAAUGCCAUAUACGCUGUUGCCUAUGCUUUACAAGAUAUGAUUUCAUGCAGAUACAGAGAAGGGCCAUUUGGCAAUGGCACAUGUGCAGUGAUGAAUGAUUUCCAGCCAUGGCAGCUUUUUCACUACGUAAAAAAUGUUCAUUUUUGGAACAAAAAUGGUGAGGAAGUAUUCUUUGAUAUACAUGGUGACCCUCCAGCAAUGUUCAGCAUAGUAAACUGGCAAGUAACACCAGAAAACUCUUUCAGGUAUCAGGAUGUAGGCCGCUUUGAUGCCACCGCUGCAGAUAACCAAAAGCUAACAGUGGACAUAUCUGCUAUACUAUGGAAUGAAGGUCAUGGAGAGAUCCCCCAGUCAUUGUGCAGUGAAAGUUGUCCUCCGGGCUACAGGAAGGCAGUUCAGCCAGGCCAGCCAGUUUGCUGUUUCAGUUGUAUUAUGUGCUCUGAAGGAGAAAUUUCCAACCAAACUGAUUCUAUUGUGUGUGUGAAAUGUCUUAAAGAUGGUUGGCCCAAUGAUAGACAAGACAUGUGCAUCAAGAAAGUAAUUGAAUUUCUUUCCUAUGAAGAACCACUUGGUGCAACACUAGCAGCAGUUUCCACAUUCCUGGAAAUGGCCACGGCUGCUGUCCUAACAAUCUUCAUAAAGUACCAUCAUACUCCUGUUGUCAAGGCCAACAACAGGGGGCUUAGCUAUUUGCUGUUAUUCAGUCUCAUGCUGUGCUUGCUUUGUUCAUUCAUUUUCAUAGGCAACCCAACCCAUGUGACAUGUAUGCUUCGCCAAGGUGCAUUUGGCAUCAUUUUCACAAUGGCUAUCUCUUGUGUUUUAGCAAAAACUGUCAUGGUAUUCAUUGCUUUUACUGCUAGCAAGCCAAACAUCAUCUUGCAGAAAUAUGCAGGACCCAAACUACCCAAAAUUUUAGUUAUGUUCUGUACAUCUGUUCAGAUAAUAAUAUGUGCUUGUUGGUUAGUUGUCUCUCCUCCAUUUAAGGAUGAAAAUACAGCUUCUGUAAUAGGCAAGAUUAUUAUAGAAUGUAAUGAAGGCUCACCUGUACCAUUUUGGUGUAUGCUGUGUUAUAUGGGCCUUUUAGCUGUUGUAAGUCUUAUAGUUGCAUUUCUGUCCAGAAAUCUCCCAGACAGCUUUAACGAGGCUAAAUUUAUCACAUUUAGUAUGCUGGUAUUUGUUUGUGUAUGGAUAUCAUUCAUCCCAGCCUACCUGAGCACACAGGGGAAGUAUAUGGUGGCUGUGGAAAUAUUUGCCAUUAUGUCCUCUGGGGCAGGACUGUUGCUUUGUAUAUUUUCUCCAAAGUUCUACAUUAUUCUGUUUAGACCAGAAAUGAAUACCAGAUACUACAUAAUGGGGAAAGGUGCAUUCAAGAAUGGAAAAGACUAA
Molecule: messenger RNA, 2121 nt
Organism: Protopterus annectens (West African lungfish)
Lineage: Eukaryota; Metazoa; Chordata; Ceratodontiformes; Protopteridae
Product: extracellular calcium-sensing receptor-like
Exons: 4
Coding region: 1-2121 (706 amino acids)
Biological process (GO): G protein-coupled receptor signaling pathway
Cellular component (GO): membrane
Molecular function (GO): G protein-coupled receptor activity
Source: RefSeq, a predicted model, not a curated record